AGAAAAGCCUCGACCAACGGCUCUCGUCCAAUAUCUGCGUCAAGCCGUUGCAUCACUCCAUUCCUCUCGGUUCCGAUGCUACGUUGGCAAGUAGAGCGAUCGGCAAGGAGGGCCAGCCAAGCGCUGCGUCGUCCUGCCUGGCCUCUCGUCAGCGAUGGGCCAACGUCCGAUGGCCCGUGGUGCACUGAUGUGCAUCGACGUCGUGUCUCUUAUGGGCUGUUCAUCUGACGUGGUGUCCCCCGACCCUGCUCCCUCCUCUCCUAUUUCUUCCGACGCUGCCGGCUUCGUCUCGUUGCUGUGCUUGUUUUCCAUUCCAGCUACUGCCGUCCGAUCCUCUCGGCCGGCACACCGGUCCCGUCGUACACAGGACAAUGUCCUCGCUGCCCUGUCAGACGUCGUGGAGAUAUCCUCCGACGACAACCGACCGCGUUCCAACCGCCGAGGCGCAGCCUACUCGCCACCAGAACUGUCCCACUCCACCUCAUAUGCAGGAGCAGUACCAAUGACGACGGCUGAACCUCCCCUCUCCUCCCUGCCUUCUUCCGGCAACGUAGCCUCCCACAAUGACCCCUUGAACAAUGGCGUACCGCCUCCGGUGCCCUCAAAAGGACGUACCACCUCCUUUGACAAUGAACAUCUGUCGGCUUCCAGAAGUGGCAUGGUUGGCAAAUUCGCAAGCGCCUUCAAAAGGCAGACUGCAGAGGAGAAAGAGGCCAAGAGGAGAGAUAAGGCUCAGAGGGCUGGACAACUGAGCAGGUCAAACACCAUUGGUGGUAGCAGGAUGGACGUCAUCGACAAGCUGGACGCCAGCGGUAUCCAUGGAAGCAGUCUCUUUCAUCACGACUCGCCGUAUGAUGCCUGCACUCCUCAUGCCAACAGCUCGCAGAGAGCCCCUGUCAAGGCUUUUGACCCCAACACUGAUCCGAUGACAGGCUUGUCGAUCAGUGACGGUGCUGGCAGCGGAUCUCGUCGCCCUGCCGCUACCCGAGUUGUAUCCGAGACUGGAGGCAAAGCCCGACCGGGUAGGAAGCGCAACGAUUCUCUGCCGGUGGUGGCAAGCCUGCCAUUCGAUGCCUCAGGCAACCAGCCUACACGCCUGCCCUCUAGUCGGCAACAGUACGCCCCUUCUGAUAGCACGCACGACAACGCUAGCGUUACCACGGCGUCAGAUGCCGAUGGUCACGAUAGAGGAUACGGAAGAAAUGCAAGUGCGGUCAAGCCCAACUCGGCCAUGGCUGCCAUGUGGGGUGUUCAAGAUGACGAGCCCUGGCAAGACUUUGCCGCGCCCAAGUCGAGUCCUCGUGGCAAGGGCGGCAAGAAGGUAGGAAAGGCCAACGGAGGAUCUCGUGGAGCAGGCGGCGGCGCUUAUCUGGGCCCAUACGAUCCCAGGGGCAGCCGUGAUGGACACUCGUCUGCCACCAGCUCCGUUCUGGACAUGGAGACACUCAUGACGGGUCAGACUGCUGAAGAGAAGCGUCGCGCCGCCGAGGGCUUCGCUUCACCAAGCCAGGAGAUUGCCGGCGUCUCCCCCUUCCCAGAGCCGGAUUACGACCGAAUGGAAAAUGACGGAACAGGCGCAUCGGGCCCCAAGAGGAACAAGUCUCUGCUUCGCCGCAUUAAGUCUGCUCGUCAGAAUCCCAAUGUGCCUCCCCCCGUCGACAACGAUCAGGUGGAAAUGAGCAGCCGGGCCGCCAGCAAGAGGUAUGGGCCUAAUUCUCACCGCGGCGGUCCUUCCAGUCCCGUCGAAGGUCCGCGAUCUGCUAGCAGUGGGCGAGACUGGUCCAGCCUUACCAGUCCCAACCUGGGCGCCGGGUCUUCCAGUGGUAACGGCGCUGCUGCUUCCAGUGGUCUAGCGAGGAAUGGAACCAGGAGGGCUACCAAGGAGGAACAGGCACGCUACUUUGACGCCGCGACGGGCUACAACGAUGCUCCCCGAUCCGCGAGCGCUCGGUACCCUGGUGUGGGAGGUACGGGCGAGGGCGACAACGUCGGGGCUGCCGCUGCCGACACUGGGUACUUUUCCGCCUCUGCGCAACCUGGCAGUGGCUACCUCAGUCCUUCGGAGAGGAACCAGGCUAGGACACCCCUGGCUGGGCAAGACUCGGGAGCCAAUCCUGGAUUGGGAAGGAGUGGCAGCUUGUUUGGGCGAUUUGGCAGAAAGGGAAAGAGCGGUGAGAGGACGCCUGGAUACUAAAGUUGGGGUGACAGGGUCAAGAUGGUCCAUCCACCCAGGCUAGGUCAUGAGCCUUUACGGAGCUUCCACUAUCGCCUCGCAUUGAUCAUCCACCUCGGCUAGCUUCCUCAAGUACUCUAUCACCACCUUCCGCUCGUCUACCAUUUGUAUGCAUCCCCUUCACCGCGCGACCUUGUCCAUGUCCGCCCAGCCCACCCGACGCACGUCAAGCCCUUCUGGCUCUCCUCGUCUUGAUCUAUCUUCUACCUUUCUUCCCUUCGCAGCAAUGACAUGAUAUGACGUGACAUGAUGUGAGAAGAUUGUACUGGUGGUCGUGGUCGUGGUUGUGAUCGUGGCCGGUGGUCAGACCCAGUCAGUUCUAUGCUGUUGUUGGGAGAGAAAGGAUCAACUCGCGUAGAGGAGCGCGCGUCAGUAAACUAGCCCAGUCUAACGGAAAGGCGAGCGAGACGAGUGGAGAAGCGCACAAGGCGCACAAGUGACA
This is a messenger RNA of Microstroma glucosiphilum, 2675 nucleotides long. RefSeq lists its product as hypothetical. The transcript has 2 exons. Gene Ontology annotation, cellular component: cytoplasm. Bases 155 to 2194 code for a protein of 679 amino acids. The record is from RefSeq and is a predicted model, not a curated record. Lineage: Eukaryota; Fungi; Basidiomycota; Exobasidiomycetes; Microstromatales; Microstromataceae.